Centropristis striata (black sea bass) is the source of this 1277-nucleotide messenger RNA. It is a transcript of the gene fsaf1, whose product is annotated as chromosome 18 C1orf131 homolog. NCBI's taxonomy places the organism in Eukaryota, Metazoa, Chordata, Actinopteri, Perciformes, Serranidae. The coding region runs from base 158 to 928 and encodes 256 amino acids. The record is from RefSeq and is a predicted model, not a curated record. The transcript is spliced from 9 exons.
ACUUCCGGUGCAUUUCCGCAGCUACGGCAGCCGGAGAGGACCAGCCUCUGUAGUCCCACGUGUUCUGUCAGGUUGUAGUCAUUCAGCCAGCAGCCUUUGGGUGCCGAGAAGUUAGCAGCUAUUUGUGUUUAUAUCCUGUUUGGAUUAUUAAUUUAAGAUGAGCGGAAAAGAAGACGAAGAUUCUCUGUUUCUUGAGCACAUUUUGGAUAAACUUUACGAGUUUGAUGAUGGGCCGGCAUCAAAAAAGAAGCUCAAGUCUCAGAAGAAGAAGAAGAAACGAAAAAGAUGUGAGGAAGAGGAGGAGGAAGAGGAGUUCCCUGCAGUCAAGGAAAUCUGCUGCGACACUGAAGACGACCAAGCAGAUUGUGUUUAUACUGAACAGCAGCAGCAACCAAAGACCAAGCAAACAGGUCCAACCACUCAGCAGGUGAGUCGGGUGGAGGUUGUGACAUUUCAGGACCCCAGAAAGAACCUGAAAACCAAGCAGACGCCAGCCCCCAAAAAGACACCUGCCCCUCAGAAGAUAACAGAGAAGAAGGAAAGCGACCAGCCAGAAGAACUUAAUUUGGAAAAGGCUCGUCUUGAGGUCCAUCGCUUUGGAAUCACAGGCUAUAAGAAGGAGCAGCAGCGUGUUUUUGAACAGGACAGAGCGGUCAUGCUAGGAGCCAGACCUCCUAAGAAGGAAUACGUCAACUAUAAAGCGCUGCAGCAGCAAAUCAAAGAGAAGAAGCAGAAAGCAAAAGAGGAGGUUCAGCCGGAUCUGAAGAAAAAGAAGAAGCCGAGUAAUCAAAAGGACAAGAAGAAGAAGGUGCCCUCUGGCUCCAGUUCUGGCUCCGCCCCCUCGGGUCAGGUGGGCCGCUUCAAAAACGGCAUGCUGAUCCUCAGCACCAAGGAGAUCCAGAAAAUCAAAGGCAAGAGGGGCAAAUAGCUGAGCGAUGAAAUCCUCCAGGAGGGGAAACAGAAGCAGCCCAGAGGACGACGUGGCAUCCAGAACAGGGUGACUCAGCUCACUGCAGGACUGUCUGCAGCAUUAUGAGGACGUGGACGAGAGCUGAGCACAACGUGAGGUGAAAGGCUGAUUUCCAGAGGACUUGUCUGCAGUGAAGUAUAAGACACUGUUAGUGCAGACAGACUGCUGAGUCAAGACUUUACCGAUGGACCCUGAAUGCACCACAGCGGCAGGAGGUGAAUGCACAAAACCGGAGACUUUUGUCAAAUCAUAUUCCAUCACAGUUAAUUUAUUUUUGUUUUUAUAAAUGACAAAAAAAAAAAGAAAA